AUGUUCUUGCGGUUUUCUUCUGGCAUGCUUCGCCUGAGAUCCUGGCUUCACAAUGAUCGUGUGCGCACGCGGUUUCCCUUCCGAUGCAUUGCUCUGGUUCUCGCCGCCAUUGGGGGCCUCAUUGUAUUCUAUCUGUUUGCUAUCCCACAACUUCGCAGAUUCCGGUUCCACGCCGGCCUGAGCUGGUAUGAUCUAGGAGGUCAAGGGUUUAGUCCAGACCAGAAUUACAUUUCCUUCGAUCAAGAGUCGCCUAUUGUCGAAAUCACCCCAUCUGGCGCAAAAUGCGAUCCCAGGUACACAUUCCUCGCACUUCGGGGCGAUUCAAUUGCCCAUCCCGGUCCCAUGAUCCUGGAUCCUGCUGGAGAGCUUGUAUGGAAGAAAUGGAACAUGUAUACAACACAAGACUUCAAAUUGCAGCGGUACAAGGGAGAGAACUACCUCACUUAUUGGGAAGGAGAGACAGCCGAGGGUAUUGGACAGGGCUCAUGGUACAUGCUCGAUUCGACCUACACCCAGAAGUAUGUGGUGUCUCCAGUCGGCAUAUAUGACGGCGACCUGCAUGACUUCCAAAUCACUUCCAACGACACCGCAAUUUUGAUCAUGUACGACCGUAUUCCAAUGGAUUUGCGCAGUAUCGGCGGCCCAGAACUAGGAUGGAUAUAUGAUGGAGUGUUCCAGGAAGUCGACCUCGAAAGUGGAGAACUGCGAUUCCAGUGGCGCACAUCCGACUUUUACCACCCGAGUGAUAGUUAUUAUCCGAUUGGAGAUGCAGGUCAGGAACGGGCAUCGGCAUAUGACUACUCGCACAUCAACAGUGUGGACAAGGAUGACCAGGGCCGGUACCUGAUUUCGAUGCGCCACCUUCAUACUGUUGCAUACAUAGAUGGCACCACCGGUGAUGUCCUCUGGUCACUAGGAGGGAUGCGGAACAACUUUACCGAUGCAUCGGAUGGAGCUGCCACCGAUUUCUCAUGGCAGCAUGACGCUCGUUGGGUAGGACCAAACCACCUCAGUUUGUUUGACAACGCGGCCUACAGUAACGACGACCCCUCUGCAGAGAGCCGCGGCAUGAUCAUUGAUCUGGAUACGGAAGCGUGGGAGGCAACUUUACUACAAUCUUUCGAACACCCGCACGAUAUGAUGGCCGUUUCUCAAGGGAACGUGCAAGUACUAGACACAGGGAAUGUGCUCGUGGGGUGGGGCCAUUCUGCAGCUUUCACCGAGUUCUCCCCAGAUGGCGAUGUUGUAUGUAAUGUGCACUUUGGUGCCUCUGCUUUCUUUACCUUUGGUCGUGUCGUCUCCUACCGAGUUUUCAAGUUUGACUGGGUUGGUAAUCCUCUGACAGCCCCCGACACUGCACUCACACCGGAGAGUGUAUUUGUCAGUUGGAACGGUGCCACCGAGGUAGCAGAAUGGCGAGUUGAGGCAUGGGACGGUGAAAACCUCAGGAAUAUGAGCUUCGCAACUGUUGACCAGGUUCCUCGCACUGGUUUUGAAACUGAGAUCCCACUGACCUCCGAAGUUGAUUCAUUCUUCCGCGUGCGUGCAAUCAACUCGAAGGGAGAGAGUCUCGGGGUGACGGAGCUACUCCAACGACUACCAGCCUCAUCAUCGGAGAUAUCUUCCCUUGUAAGCACAUGGGCACUAGCUUUCAUUGCGUUUGUGGUACUUGGCUGCCUCAUUUACGGUGUUUAUUUCGUUGUUCACCGUCGAUUUCGACGAGGAUUUGGGCCCAACGGUACUUAUCAAUUGGUGUCCCACAAGGAUGCAAACGAGGGCGAUGAUGAACAUGAUCGUCUACCAUUAUAG
Molecule: messenger RNA, 1809 nt
Organism: Penicillium vulpinum
Lineage: Eukaryota; Fungi; Ascomycota; Eurotiomycetes; Eurotiales; Aspergillaceae
Product: arylsulfotransferase family protein
Exons: 2
Coding region: 1-1809 (602 amino acids)
Source: RefSeq, a predicted model, not a curated record